Molecule: messenger RNA, 1502 nt
Organism: Schizosaccharomyces japonicus yFS275
Lineage: Eukaryota; Fungi; Ascomycota; Schizosaccharomycetes; Schizosaccharomycetales; Schizosaccharomycetaceae
Product: AP-3 adaptor complex subunit Apm3
Exons: 2
Coding region: 104-1426 (440 amino acids)
Biological process (GO): intracellular protein transport; vesicle-mediated transport
Cellular component (GO): clathrin adaptor complex; endomembrane system
Source: RefSeq, a predicted model, not a curated record
CGAUACACUUGAACAUACACUAAGUUAAGCCGCCAAAUCAGAUCAACUCGGGCUGUGGUUACCACACUCUUUCUCCAAAUCUAUUCAUAUAAGCCUGACCCGUAUGGCUUCGAUUGAGGCGAUCUACUUAUUAAAUAGUAAUGGUUCAGCAAUUGUACAAUUAGAAUCACAGGGUCGUACAUCAGCUACCGUCGCCAGCACUAUAUGGAGCGAGAUUACAAGAUGGAAUAGCAAUGCGAAGGCACUUCCCUUCGUUCUCUCCGCUAAAAGUAUUGUUUUUUUUCAGCGCAGAGUGGAAGAUGUUCACAUCUGUAUUUCUAUUAUAAAUGAUACAGACCCUUUAUUCAUUUCAGAUAUUAUGGAUCAUAUUGUUCAAACACUGAAAUCGUACUUUGGAGGGUUCAAAUCCACUAUUUUAGAGGCUCACUCUAGCACUAUUAUUCAAAUUCUAUUAGAAAUGAUUGACAAUGGCUAUCCAGCACAAAUGGAAGCUUGUUCUCUAGAACAACUUGUCCCCCUUCCAAGUUUAAUGAACAAAAUAAUGAAUGCCACACGGUUAAAGGCAUACAACUUUUCACCUCUGAAACAACCAAUGGGAUCCUCGUCUGUCUUACAGUCUUAUACGAAACACAAUUCGGUUCCUUGGAGAGCAGCAGAUGUGAAACAUUCUACUAAUGAGUUUUUCGUUCAUGUCGUUGACUUUUUGAAGGCAACAGUCGAUGCUAAAAGGCGUACAGUAUCGGGAUCAGUUCUCACCCGCGUCGAAUGUCGUUCAAGACUUUCUGGCACACCAGAUCUUAGUAUGGUUCUUCAAAACGCAAGUAAACUUCAGUCACCGUUCUUUCACCGCUGUGUUAAUCUUCAACAUUGGAAACAAAACCAUCAGCAAAUUCAAUUUAUUCCACCUGACGGAAAAUUUACUCUUUGCUCGUUUGCAAGUGAGUUUAAGAGUGUUAAUGCACUGCCGGUUGUGGUUGAUGCAAAACUGUUCAAUAACACAUCUUUCGAAAUAUCUCUGAGAGCAAGUUCAGCCAAGUCCAUUGAAAAUAUUCUUGUGAGGAUUCCAGCUAAGUUCACACUCAAAAACCUUAAAUGCACUUCGGGAGACUUCUUUUUCAGCUCCAAAAACAUAUUAACAGAGGAUCCAGAACUGCAUUGGUCCAUAAAAAAACUUGAAAGAGCUUCUCCUGCUAUUACUUUGAAAGGAGAAUUACAGGAGUCAAAAAUACUACUUCCAAAUGGGGACAAAGGAGAUGAACGUAGUUUAACUCACUUGGUACUUGAAUACGCCUUCCCUCUUUCAUCGUCAAAUCAAUUGAAAAUUGACAAUAUCCGGGUGCUUAAUCAGAAGGAGAGCAAGCCCUUUAAGGGAAUUAAGUAUAGUACGCUUGUACGAGAGCUUUGCGUUCGGUUUCAAGAAGUUUAAGCUGAAUGAUGAUUGGGUAUGAGAGAGAGUUAUUAUUUUCCAGAUCAGAAUACUUAAUAAACUGUUUUAUUUUCCA